Molecule: messenger RNA, 744 nt
Organism: Cyphomyrmex costatus
Lineage: Eukaryota; Metazoa; Arthropoda; Insecta; Hymenoptera; Formicidae
Gene: Ktl
Product: BTB/POZ domain-containing protein Ktl
Exons: 1
Coding region: 1-744 (247 amino acids)
Biological process (GO): protein homooligomerization
Molecular function (GO): protein binding
Source: RefSeq, a predicted model, not a curated record
AUGGGGGACCAGGAGCAACAGGAAACGAUGCCAAGCGUGGUAGAGUUGAACGUGGGCGGCGUCUUCUAUACCACUGCUCUGACUACAUUAACCCGCGAGAGCGAUUCGCACCUGGCGGCACUCUUCACUGGCAAAUCCACCGUGGAGAAGGAUGCCAAAGGCAAAUAUUUUCUGGACCGCGACGGCGUACUCUUCCGUUAUGUAUUAGACUUUCUGCGCAAUCAGGCGCUCGUUUUACCCGAGGGCUUUCGCGAACGCGAGAGACUCAAACAGGAGGCGAAUUUCUACGGUCUGCCUGGUUUAGAGAAGGCAAUUUUGGAGAAUACAGACUCCGGCGGACAAAUUGGCGGCGCAAUUGGUAAACGCACACCAGGAUACAUCACCAUUGGCUAUCGGGGCAGCUUUGCCUUUGGCCGCGAGGGUCUGGCCGACGUCAAGUUCCGCAAGCUCUCGAGGAUCCUCGUGUGCGGCCGCGUGGCACUCUGCCGGGACGUUUUUGGCGAAACACUGAACGAAAGUCGCGAUCCUGAUCACGGCAUGUCUGAUCGCUACACAUCACGUUUUUUCCUGAAACACAGCGUCAUCGAACAGGCCUUCGAUAUGCUGCAGGAGCAGGGCUUCAGACUAGCGGGUAGUUGUGGCUCCGGUACCGCCGGGAGCAAUUCCGAGCAACUGAAACCCGGAGUGGAUUCCGAAGAGAAUCGUUGGAAUCAUUAUAAUGAGUUCGUCUUCGUGCGCGAUUAA